UCCUUUGGCUCCAAAAUGACAUCCGGAGAACCAAAGACAAGCCUGAAGAAUGCCUACACAUCUGCCAAAAGGCUGUCGCAGAAGGUGGAGGAGGAGGGGGAGGCAGAAGACUACUGCACCCCCGGAGCCUUCGAGCUGGAGCGGCUCUUCUGGAAGGGCAGUCCCCAGUACACCCAUGUCAACGAGGUCUGGCCCAAGCUCUACAUUGGGGAUGAGGCGACGGCGCUGGACCGCUACCGGCUGCAGAAGGCGGGUUUCACACACGUGCUGAACGCCGCCCACGGUCGCUGGAACGUAGACACCGGGCCUGACUACUACCGCGACAUGGCCAUCGAGUACCACGGCGUCGAGGCCGACGACCUGCCCACCUUCGACCUCAGCGUCUUCUUCUACUCGGCGGCCGCCUUCAUCGACUCCGCGCUCCGGAACGACCACAAUAAGAUCCUGGUCCACUGUGUCAUGGGCCGCAGCCGGUCGGCGACCCUGGUCCUGGCCUACCUGAUGAUCCACAGGAAUAUGACCCUAGUGGAUGCCAUCCAACAAGUGGCCAAGAACCGCUGUGUCCUCCCCAACCGGGGCUUUCUGAAGCAGCUCCGUGAACUGGACAAGCAGCUGGUGCAGCAGCGGCGUGGGGCCCAGCGCCAGGACAGCGAGGAGGACAGCGAGGUGGGGCGGUAGGGCCCUUCACAUGGAAAGGGAGAGGGGAAGGCUGGGAAGAACUGCGGCCCGGCACUUCUUUGCAACGAAGAAGGAACAG
Molecule: messenger RNA, 757 nt
Organism: Tupaia belangeri chinensis (Chinese tree shrew)
Lineage: Eukaryota; Metazoa; Chordata; Mammalia; Scandentia; Tupaiidae
Gene: DUSP29
Product: dual specificity phosphatase 29
Exons: 3
Coding region: 16-678 (220 amino acids)
Biological process (GO): protein dephosphorylation; negative regulation of MAPK cascade
Cellular component (GO): cytoplasm
Molecular function (GO): protein tyrosine/serine/threonine phosphatase activity; MAP kinase phosphatase activity
Source: RefSeq, a predicted model, not a curated record